Molecule: messenger RNA, 680 nt
Organism: Chanos chanos (milkfish)
Lineage: Eukaryota; Metazoa; Chordata; Actinopteri; Gonorynchiformes; Chanidae
Gene: mis12
Product: MIS12 kinetochore complex component
Exons: 2
Coding region: 21-680 (219 amino acids)
Biological process (GO): mitotic cell cycle; kinetochore assembly; mitotic sister chromatid segregation
Cellular component (GO): MIS12/MIND type complex; chromosome, centromeric region; nucleus
Source: RefSeq, a predicted model, not a curated record
UUGCGCGGGCACUUUUGGAAAUGGCGCAGGUUGAGGAAAGCGACGUGGAGGGACAUACAUUAGAGUCUCUCAGGCUAUACGAGGCGCAGUUCUUUGGUUUCACGCCACAGACUUGCAUGAUGAGAAUUCACAGUGCCUUUCUCGACUGUCUAUACGAAAUGCUAUUGGUCGUGGAAUCCGUUGUCGUUAAGAAGUUAUCCCGUGGGAAAGAGCCAACAGAGGAGCUGUGUUUGAAGACGCGAGAAAGCACCCAAAAACUGCUGCAAUUUCUUCAGGAACGAUUUAAGAUUCUCUCGAGUCGUAUGGAGAGCCUCUUGGUAAACAGUGUCCUUUCAAUUCCACCAAACGUUCUGCUACCAGAGGACCAGUCGCACCAAAAAUAUCCACAAAGCACAGACCAGCUUAUGAAAUUGGAAUCCUCCGUCGCACAACUGCAAAAGUCUUAUCAGGCAGAGGUAUGUGCUAAGCAAGCCCUCCUUGCUGAAUUAGAGGAACAGAAAGAGACGCAGCAUCAACUGGAGGACGUUCUCAAGUGGAUUGAGGAGCUGCGGUCGUCGUGGAAACAAGAGGGCAUGGGCAACGUUCAGGGCAGUUUCUGUCACGUGAUGGAAACAGUUGCUCAGCUGCAGGACAUUAUUGGAAAGGUUGGCAAAAAGACUAAAAGACUUGAUGAACUGUGA